This is a messenger RNA of Chrysochloris asiatica (Cape golden mole), 1518 nucleotides long. It is a transcript of the gene HEXD, whose product is annotated as hexosaminidase (glycosyl hydrolase family 20, catalytic domain) containing. Lineage: Eukaryota; Metazoa; Chordata; Mammalia; Afrosoricida; Chrysochloridae. The record is from RefSeq and is a predicted model, not a curated record. Bases 1 to 1518 code for a protein of 505 amino acids. The transcript is spliced from 12 exons. Gene Ontology annotation, biological process: carbohydrate metabolic process. Gene Ontology annotation, molecular function: hexosaminidase activity.
AUGUCAGGCUCCUCACCCUUUAAGAUGCGUGUAGUUCAUCUGGACCUAAAAGGAGCACCACCAAGAGUCUCAUACCUCUCGGAGAUUUUUCCUCUGUUCCAUGCUCUGGGUGCAAACGCCCUUCUUAUUGAGUAUGAAGACAUGUUUCCCUACGAGGGCCACCUAAAGCUGCUGAGGGCCAAGCACGCGUACAGCCCCUCAGAGAUCCGAGAAAUCCUGCACCUGGCCAGACAGCAUGCGCUCGAGGUCAUUCCCUUGCUGCAGACGUUUGGGCACAUGGAGUUUGUGUUGAAGCACGAGGCAUUCGCUCACCUGCGGGAAGUGGCACUCUUUCCCAACACCCUGAACCCCCAUGAGGAGGAGUCGCUGGCACUGAUCGGAGCCAUGGUCGACCAGGUCAUGGAGCUGCACUGCGGAGCCAGAUGGCUCCACAUUGGUUGUGAUGAGGUCUAUUACCUUGGAGAGGGGGAGACCUCGAGGCAGUGGUUACAACAGCCGCAAAACAGCAAAGCCAAACUGUGCCUGUCCCACCUGAAGGCUGUGGCCAGCCAUGUGCUCACCCGGCACCCCAGCACCACACCCCUGGUGUGGGACGACAUGCUUCGAGACGUGCCCGAAGACCUUCUCCAAGAGUCGGGUGUGCCACAGCUGGUAGUACCAGUGCUAUGGGACUAUGGGGCUGACCUGGAUGUCCACGGCAAAGUCCUCCUCAUGGAAAAGUUCCAGAAGUGUGGCUUUCCCCAGCUGUGGGCUGCCAGUGCAUUCAAGGGGGCUACGGGGGCACCCCAGACACUGACCCCCAUCCAGCACCAUCUGCGGAAUCACCUUCAGUGGCUUCGGGCAGCACAGGCUGUGCCAGCCGGGACACUGCAGGGCAUCGUGCUGACCGGCUGGCAGAGGUAUGACCACUUCUCGGUGCUGUGUGAGUUGCUGCCUGUGGGGAUUCCAUCGCUGGCCAUCUGUCUGCAGACACUGUUGCAAGGAGGCUUUGGCGAAGAGGUGAAGGACAAGGUGGAGAGUUGCCUUGGGGUCGCCAGCCUGGACCUAACCGACUUUACAAGGGAGGGCGCUGGCUCCUUCCCCGGCAGUGACAUCCUGGACCUCGUCACCCAAGUCAGCGUCCACCUGCGGAGCUCUGUGGAGGCCCUGCUGGACAGCAACAGGUGUGUGACCGGCUGGUUCAGCCCCUACCACCGCAGGCGGAAGGUCAUCCACCCUGUCAUGGUCCAACACAUCCAGCCCGAGGUGCUCAGCCUCCUGGGCCACUGGGGGCUCUUCGUGCAGGAGCUGGAGGCUGCCCUGAAUCGAAUCUUCUACCCGGAUGCCGUGGAAGAAUGGCUGGAGGAGAAUGUGCAUCCCAGCCUGCAGAAACUGCAGAGUCUGGCCGGUGACCUCCGCGAGGCUGCUGGCCAACCACCAGAUGACCAGGCAGGGUCUCCAAGAACACACGGAGACCUCACAAUCAGGCAGGAACCCCAAGAGCGGGUGGGAACCCCUCAUAACCAUGACCUGACCUAG